AUCAUGAAACUCAGUAUUUUCACUUUAAAUAUAUGGGGUUUGAAAUUUGUUUCCAAAAACCGCAAAGCUCGUGUUAGAGCAUUAGCUGACAGUUUAACAAACAAUGGAUAUGAUAUUGUGUGUCUACAGGAAUUAUGGUGUGGAGAUGAUUACAAAUAUUUAAAGGCAUCUUGUGAGAAUGUAUUUAAGUAUAUACAUUACUUCCACAGUGGCUUGUUAGGAUCUGGAAUGUGUAUCAUGUCACGUUAUCCAAUUAUUGAUGUUCAUUAUCACUCAUUUACUUUGAAUGGUUAUUUACAUAUGUUGAUGCAUGGAGAUUGGUUUGGUGGAAAAGGUGUUGGCCUAUGUCGUAUCAAUGUCAAAGGCUUUAUUGUAGAUGUUUACACUACACACUUACAUGCUUGUUAUAAUGCAUCAAAUGAUAAAUACGCAAUUCACAGAGCAUUACAAGCUUAUGAAACUGCAAAUUUCAUACGUGUUACGUCUACUGAUUCUGAUUUAGCAGUAUUAGCUGGUGAUCUUAAUUCUAAUCCUAAUGAUAUUUGUUAUAAGUUAAUAUGUGUUGGUGCAAACAUGAACGACUCAUAUUCUGCGUGUUCAAACAAUAGUAUUGAAUACACUUUCUCUCAUCCUCAAAAUUCCUAUAAAGAUCCAAAAGAAGUAACUGAACGUAUUGAUUAUAUACUGUACAAAUUUAAUAAACGGAAUUUAGUAGUUGUAAAUGAACACAGACAUUCAUUACCACAUCGUGUUCCUGAACAAGAUUUUAGUUAUUCAGAUCAUGAACCAAUUGAAGCAGUAUUUGAUAUAUCAGAAAAUGCAGUAAAUAUUGAAAAAAAUAUUACAUUUAAUACAGAUUUAAAUUUUGAAAAUGAAUUUCUAAAUGUUUUAAAUACUUUGAAGAACAUCUGUAAUGAAAAGGCAGUAAUAAAUCCAUUAAUAUCAUUAUGGCAUUCUAUAUAUUUUUUAAUCAUUUGUGUAUUACUGAGUAUGUAUUUUCUACCGGUUUCAUUCACGUAUACAAUUUUUUUUAUUCCAUUAUUUAUUUUUGUUAUCAUUUAUAACUUAGUUAUAAUAUGUACAGAACAAAAUUGUAUUCGUGGAUUUUAUCAUCGUAUAGAAACAUUAUUUUGUAAUCAAUAACAUAGAAUAUUUUUUUUCAUAUUUUAAGUAAUUCACUAAUUAAAUAAUAACUUUUAUUCUAAUAAUUUUUUUUUGAAAUUAAAUUUCUGUAUUAUUGUUAAGAAAAAGAUGUUAAAAUAAUUAUUUAUUAUUAAUUUUUCUUUUUUAAUGCUUCUAAUAAGAUUUUAUGACUUAAUCUUUAAUUACACUCAUUU
This is a messenger RNA of Aphis gossypii (cotton aphid), 1337 nucleotides long. It is a transcript of the gene nSMase, whose product is annotated as putative neutral sphingomyelinase. NCBI's taxonomy places the organism in Eukaryota, Metazoa, Arthropoda, Insecta, Hemiptera, Aphididae. Bases 4 to 1143 code for a protein of 379 amino acids. The record is from RefSeq and is a predicted model, not a curated record. Gene Ontology annotation, cellular component: cytoplasm. Gene Ontology annotation, molecular function: sphingomyelin phosphodiesterase activity. The transcript has 7 exons.